Molecule: messenger RNA, 795 nt
Organism: Botrytis deweyae
Lineage: Eukaryota; Fungi; Ascomycota; Leotiomycetes; Helotiales; Sclerotiniaceae
Exons: 4
Coding region: 1-741 (246 amino acids)
Molecular function (GO): acyltransferase activity, transferring groups other than amino-acyl groups
Source: RefSeq, a predicted model, not a curated record
AUGUCCCCCUUCACCGUAACCGAAGCGCACACCCGCGCCGAAAUCCACACCAUAGCCCUACUCAUCCAAAAAGCCAACCGCACCCCCUACCGUCCCUUCGUCGCCAUCCAAACACCCUCCGCUCCCGAUCUCCCCACCGCGCUCACCCUCUCCCAAGACUGGUUCUGGAACAAUCACACGCAUACACCGGGGAGUCAUUGGAUUACUGUUCAGGAUAGUGAGACUGGCGAGGUAGUCGGCGCGGCGAAUUGGUUGGUGAAUGAGAAGAAUAUUUUUCCGAGUCCGAUGCCGAAGAUUGAGGCGGGGUGGUGGCCGGAGGGGGAGGGGAGGGAGUUUGCGAAUUUCGUGUUGGCACAGGCAUUUAGACCGAGGAUGAGUUGGAUGAGGAGGGGGUGUGUGAUCCUCAAUAUCCUAGCUACGCAUCCCUCUUACCGUCGUCAAGGCGUAGCAACUCUCUUGAUGCAAUUCGGAGAGGAGAAAGCUAAAGAACUUAAUCUGGAAUGCUGGAGUGAAGCCGAAGGCGGAGCAGGAAGAGAAGGAGCGAGAUUCCUACUCGAGAAACACGGUUGGAGACCGUUACUUAAAUAUUGUAUUUAUGGAACCAAGGAAAACAUGAGUGAGGAGUGGCAGGAAUUAUGUCAUAAGUGUUUACCGCAGGAACAGUAUGCUAUGUGGAAACCAAAAGGAGGCGUGUGGACGGAUGAUACGAUUUUGCCAUGGGAUUUGGGGGCUGAGAAUUAAGUAUGCUUGGUUUUGCUUUGUUCUGAAUAACAGGGUUAAUUCUUGAUGAACAAA